UUCGUAGACGGAGGCGAGGUGUUCCGACUGCGAUCUAUUGCUAUCAAGUGGGAAAUGGCGGCAAGGAAAAAGGGUGAUAUAGGCAUAAAGGAUUUCUGCAGAUCUGAAGAAGAAGAAAUAGUUCAAAGUGUUUUUAAGAACAUUGUCCAUGAUUGUAAUGGCAUUUUGCCGGCAUUUCUCAACUUAGUUAUUGAUUGUAGUAAUGCUAAAUCUGGAAGAUUCUUCGGUGAUGCACGUGUCGGCCUUGCGCUUUGUUAUGAAUGCGGCGAAGCAUAUUCACUGAACUAUAAAAGAGGAUAUCCAGAGUGUGGAUGUGUUUAUACAAAGGACCUUUUAGCCUUAGAUGUUAUUAAAGAAUUCCUGAAUGAUGGAGUAGAUGCCAUCGAGAAAUACCCUGCGUCCUGUCGGUCAUUCUUGGCGUUGUUUGAAUUUCUGCGUGACCGAAGAAAACAUGAAGAGGCAAUCCAGAACCUUGCCAAAGAUCUUCCAACAAAUGGAAGUAAGACACAAAUUAUGGUUGGAUUGGCCCAUCACUUCUUUUCUCAGUUGAUCCCAGGGAAGAAGUAUGAGGUUGAUGAAUAUGCAAAGCAUCUUCCAGAGAGAUGUGACUGUGGCUGUAAGGAGAACAUUUGUAAAGGAGACACUUCAAUAGGAUCAGAGAGAACAUGGCAUGGCAGAGUAGACAUCAUUUUGAAUGAUGCCAUUGCUGUUACGCUUGGGGACGAAGAAACUGAGAGCGAUGAAGAGGAUAAAGAUGAUGACGACAAUGAUACAGAUGCUGAACCAGCAAAAAAACAAAGAAAGUUUGAAACUGAGAACACUGAAGAUAUUUGUGUUGAAGAAAAAACCAACCAAAAACAUGACAGUGUUCUUUUGGAAACAAAAGUUGUGGAGGAAAUCUUGGCUAAAGCUGUAACUAAUGGAUUUGCUCAGGUUAAUAGGAGCGAGAGUACACUAUCAAAUUUCUUGAUUCCAACAAUUGCAGCAACAGUUGAUCAUGUGUGUGUUUGUUUGUAUGACCCUCAAUAUGACUGCUUACUACUGUCCGAGGAAUGGAUGAAUCUGUGGAUUCCACAUAAGAACAUUCUAGAUUAUAAGAUCAUUGUUGUUGUCUGGCUUUUCCUGAAUUUCACUGUUUUUACCAAGACAAAAAUGGCUGCCAGAUAUAAUCUUGACCAAUCAGGAUUACAUGCACAGCUGCAAAAUCAUCUGCUGUAUUAUAGACAGGUAGAGACAGGUAAAAAGAUUGUGCCAUUACCUUGGAUUUUUGCUAAAAACUACAAAGUGGCAGUGUGUCAAUAGCAUUUUAAAUGGAGUAUGUAAAGAGAGAAUCAUACACAGGGGAGUUAACACUCAAAACUGGGUCACUAUCUAAUACUAUAUUGUUGCCAAUGUCUUUACUUAAAUGACAAUACAACACUAUUACUUAC
Messenger RNA from Pecten maximus, 1430 nucleotides. RefSeq lists its product as uncharacterized. The transcript is spliced from 3 exons. Bases 55 to 1302 code for a protein of 415 amino acids. The record is from RefSeq and is a predicted model, not a curated record. Lineage: Eukaryota; Metazoa; Mollusca; Bivalvia; Pectinida; Pectinidae.